AUAUCUUUAGAUAUCAUGUUGUAUUUUUAGGUUAGAUAUCAUGUCAAGAAAUAGUGAAAAGCAUUUUGUUGGAUUGAACAGAAUUUUUCUUAAUGAGCAAUGGACUAUAGAAAAGUCAUUGAAGCGUCCUGCAUUAAACCAGCUUGUAACUGCUGAUGAAGUUCGAAAAUGGAUACCUAGUAUUAAAAGAGAUUUAGAAUACUAUAUACAGCAGUUGAGUGGUGCACGAAAGCAUAAGUAUACAGAUAGCAAACUAAAUGAAUUUGAAAAGAAAGUAUCUUGGUUAGAAAAAGAACACCAGCGUUUUGUGAAAAAAGUUUUUGAACUUGACCCUAAUCAGCAUGGUAUUCCUUGGGAGCCAAAGUCUUAUUCCGCUAAAAGAAAAAUAGAUGAAAACUCACAAACUGAUGCAAAAAAAAAAAAACCAAUAGUUUUAAACAUUUUGAAAAAAGAGAAUGAUAAUGUUUUAAAGUAAAUUGUGAAUUUUUUAUUAGAAUUACAUAAAAGUCUUUUGCGUGGCUUAAUUAGUAUAAAAUUUAUCCUUGUUAUCUGUUGAAUUAUAAUUUUAGUUUAAUAU
Molecule: messenger RNA, 577 nt
Organism: Hydra vulgaris (swiftwater hydra)
Lineage: Eukaryota; Metazoa; Cnidaria; Hydrozoa; Anthoathecata; Hydridae
Source: RefSeq, a predicted model, not a curated record